Molecule: messenger RNA, 1083 nt
Organism: Thamnophis sirtalis
Lineage: Eukaryota; Metazoa; Chordata; Lepidosauria; Squamata; Natricidae
Source: RefSeq, a predicted model, not a curated record
GGUGUUAUGGUUGGUAUGGGCCAGAAAGACUCCUAUGUGGGUGAUGAAGCACAGAGCAAGAGAGGUAUUCUGACUUUGAAAUACCCCAUUGAACACGGAAUAAUCACUAAUUGGGAUGACAUGGAAAAAAUCUGGCACCAUACUUUCUAUAAUGAACUGCGUGUUGCCCCUGAAGAACAUCCCACCCUGCUGACAGAAGCUCCUCUGAAUCCCAAAGCCAACCGUGAGAAGAUGACCCAAAUUAUGUUUGAGACCUUCAACGUGCCUGCCAUGUAUGUGGCAAUCCAAGCUGUUCUCUCCCUCUAUGCUUCUGGACGUACUACAGGUAUUGUCCUUGAUUCAGGGGAUGGAGUCACACACAAUGUCCCUAUCUAUGAAGGUUAUGCUCUUCCCCAUGCUAUUAUGCGUCUGGAUCUGGCUGGCAGGGAUCUGACUGACUACCUCAUGAAGAUUCUGACAGAACGUGGCUAUUCCUUUGUAACAACAGCUGAACGUGAGAUUGUCCGUGACAUUAAGGAGAAAUUAUGCUAUGUUGCUCUGGACUUUGAGAAUGAAAUGGCUACAGCAGCCUCCUCCUCUUCUCUAGAGAAAAGUUAUGAGUUGCCUGAUGGGCAGGUCAUCACAAUUGGGAAUGAGCGUUUCCGCUGUCCAGAAACCCUUUUCCAGCCAUCUUUUAUUGGUAAGGAAUUCUUUUACGUGGAAGCUUUAGCUUGAAGUUACUGGCUGGCUUAACUGGCUGCUGGCUGAAUUGCUUCUCUGUGCAGUAAACUCUAAAGGAAAUAUAAAAUUAAAAGGAUGCAAAAUGCAAAAAGAUAAAACAUUUUGCAAAUAAUCAAAAUUAGUAGUAAUAUCUCUCAAAAUGCAUAUUCUCUUCUGGGCUGAUGACAAUGCUAAACUAUUAGUGGGAGCCACACUGCAACAAAUAAAAGAAAAGGGCAGAAAUUAAAUUAAAUUUAAACAAAUACAGCUCAAAGAAAUACUUGCAUAUAAACCACUUUCUCCUCCAGCAACAUUAAGAAAUAUUUUGAAAUAACUUUUGGAGGGACUAUAUAUGGGUGUUAAAAGGGACACAGUGGCUCAGUG